AUGGAGUUCACCAUCCACGAGAUCAACAACAGAACAGAUCUCCUGCCGGGAAUCACGUUAGGAUACCAGAUAUACGACUCGUGCUCUGCAGUGCCGAUGGCUGUUAAAGCUGCAUCACUGUUGGCAAACGGCAUGGAACCAUUUUUCAAUUACAAUAGCCUCUGUCAAAAUUCUGCAGCCGCCGCUGUUCCUGCUCUCGUGGGAGAUUCUCCUUCCACCCCUUCAAUUAGCAUAGCCAGAAUGCUGGGUCUUUUUGGAAUUCCACAGGUGAGUUACUACUCAACCUGCGCAUGUCUGAGCGAUAAGCGGCAGUAUCCUGCUUUUCUCAGGACUGUGCCUAGUGACCUCCACCAAGCGGCCGCACUAGCAAAAAUGGUCAAGCAUUUUGGCUGGACCUGGAUUGGGGCAGUGCGCAGUGACUCAGACUAUGGAAAUUAUGGAAUGGCGUCUUUUCUAAAGGCUGCGCAAGAGGAGGGCAUCUGUGUGGAGUACUCCGAGUCCUACUACAGAACACAACCGCGCAGUAAACUGGAGAGAGUGGCAAACGUCAUCCGCAGAUCAACAGCCCGGGUAAUAGUAGCGUUUCUGCACUCAGGAGAUAUGAGGUUUCUGUUGGAGGAACUUGCCAGACAGCCGCCGCCUCCCCUUCAGUGGAUCGGCAGCGAAACGUGGAUCAUAGAUCCAGAGUUUCUGCGCUUUAACAUGUGCGCUGGGGCGAUAGGAUUUGGGGUCCCCCGCUCAGUGAUUCCAGGUCUUCGUGAGUUUCUUCUGGAUCUCUCUCCAGCACAAGCACUGAAAUCGCCUCUGCUAACGGAGUUUUGGGAGCGCUCGUUCAGCUGUAGCCUGAAAGGCUCCUCAGAAGGCGCGAGAGAAUGUGACGGCAGUGAGGAUAUCCGCGCGCUGCAGAACCCAUAUACAGACACGUCGCAGCUGCGCAUCACUAACAUGGUGUACAAAGCUACGUAUGCCAUAGCGCAUGCCAUCCACGGUGUUAUCUGUAAGGACACGCAGUGCGACAAGAGCGCUAAAUUUGCACCAUGGCAGAUGCUGGACCAAGUCAAAAAAGUUAACUUUGCUACAAAGAAUGGUUUUCGGGUCACGUUUGACUCCAACGGUGAUCCUGUAGCUGUCUACGAGCUCAUAAACUGGCAGUUUAAGAAAGAUGGCUCUAUAGAUUUCAUUACAGUGGGCCAUUAUGACUCAUCGAAACCAAGAGGUCAAGAGUUCAGUAUGAGCAGAGCUAUCAGCUGGCUAGGAGGAAAAGCCGAGGUGCCAAGAUCUGUGUGCAGUGAGAGCUGUCCCCCAGGAACCAGGAAGGCUGUGCAGAAAGGAAAGCCAGUCUGCUGCUAUGACUGUAUACCAUGUGCAGAAGGAGAGAUCAGUAACAAUACAGACUCUUUGAACUGUGCACAAUGUCAUCCUGAAUUCUGGCCCAACACCCAGCGAGACAGAUGCCUUCCUAAGCCUGUGGAGUUUCUGUCCUGGGACGACACUCUGAGCAUCAUCCUGACAGCAUUCUCCAUCUCUGGGGCCUUCAUAGCUGUAUGUGUGGCUGCUGUCUUCUACAAACACAGAAGUUCUCUCGUCCGAGCCAACAACUCAGAGCUGACCUUCCUGCUGCUCUUCUCACUGACUCUGUGUUUCCUCUGUUCACUCACUUUCAUUGGUCAGCCCUCUGAGUGGUCCUGUAUGCUGCGCCACACAGCGUUUGGGAUCACCUUCGUCCUCUGCAUCUCCUGUGUUCUUGGGAAAACAAUAGUGGUGUUAAUGGCCUUCAGAGCUACACUUCCAGGCAGUGAUGUCAUGAAAUGGUUUGGGCCUCCACAGCAGAGACUCAGUGUUCUUGCUUUCACUCUCAUACAGGUCAUUAUUUGUGUACUUUGGUUGACAAUAUCACCUCCUUUCCCCUUUAAAAAUCUAAAACACUACAAGGAAAAGAUUAUCUUAGAAUGUGAAUUAGGUUCAGCUAUAGGUUUCUGGGCUGUGCUGGGUUAUAUAGGAUUUCUGGCUCUUUUGUGUUUUAUUUUGGCUUUUCUAGCACGGAAGCUGCCUGAUAAUUUUAAUGAAGCCAAGUUCAUCACAUUCAGCAUGCUCAUAUUCUGUGCAGUUUGGAUCACCUUUAUCCCAGCUUAUGUCAGCUCUCCUGGAAAGUUCACUGUAGCUGUAGAGAUAUUUGCUAUUCUGGCCUCAAGCUUUGGUUUGAUUAUUUGUAUUUUUGUUCCCAAGUGUUUCAUAAUCAUGUUCAGGCCAGAACAGAAUACCAAGAAACACCUUAUGGGUAAAGUACCCUCCAAGAUCAGCUGCAGACUGUGGGCUGAGCCUCAGAUGCCUGGUCUGUAUGUGAAAGGAGAUUUUUUGAUUGGGGGGAUUUUCUCUAUUCAUUACUACACGAGAUCAGAGCAGAACAGCUACACCAGACCGCCACUACAGCCACAGUGCUCUGGCAGCAUGGAUUUCAGAGAACUGCGCUACGCUCGUGCCAUGGAGUUCACCAUCCAAGAGAUCAACAACAGAACAGAUCUCCUGCCGGGAAUCACGUUAGGAUACCAGAUAUAUGACUCGUGCGCUGCAGUGCCGAUGGCUAUUAAAGUUGCAUUUCAGUUUACAAACGGCAUGGAACCAUUUAUCAAUGAUACUGAUUCCUGUUCAAAAUCUGCAGCCGCCGCUGUUCCUGCUCUCGUGGGAGAAUCUGCUUCCACCCCCUCAAUAAGCAUGGCCAGAAUACUGGGUCUUUUUGGAAUUCCACAGAUAAGCAACUACGCAACCUGCGCAUGUCUGAGCGAUAAGCGGCAGUAUCCUGCCUUCUUCAGGACCGUACCUAGUGACCACCACCAAGCGGCCGCACUAGCAAAAAUGGUCAAGCAUUUUGGCUGGACCUGGAUUGGGGCAGUGCGCAGUGACUCAGACUAUGGAAAUUAUGGAAUGGCGUCGUUUCUAAAGGCUGCUCAAGAGGAGGGCAUCUGUGUGGAGUACUCCGAGUCCUACUACAGAACACAACCGCGCAGUAAACUGGAGAGAGUGGCAAACGUCAUCCGCAGAUCAACAGCCCGGGUAAUAGUAGCGUUUCUUGCCUCAGGCGAAAUGAGAGUUCUCUUAGAAGAACUUGCAAGACAGCCGCCGCCUCCACUUCAGUGGAUCGGCAGCGAAACGUGGAUCAUAGAUCCAGAAUUUCUGCGCUUUAACAUGUGCGCGGGGGCGAUAGGAUUUGGGGUCCCCCGCUCAGUGAUUCCAGGUCUUCGUGAGUUUCUUCUGGAUCUCUCUCCAGCACAGGCAUCAAAAACGCCUCUGCUAACGGAGUUUUGGGAGCGCUCCUUUAGCUGUAGCCUAAAAGGUCAGACAGACUUCUCAGGGGGCGCGCGGGAAUGUGACGGCAGUGAAGACAUCCGCGCGCUGCACAACCCAUAUACAGACACGUCGCAGCUGCGCAUCACUAACAUGGUGUACAAAGCUACGUAUGCCAUAGCGCAUGCCAUCCACGGUGUUAUCUGUAAGGACACGCAGUGCGACAAGAGCGCUAAAUCCACACCAUGGCAGAUACUCGACCAGCUCAAAAGAGUGAAUUUUACUACAAAGAAUGGUUAUCAGGUCACGUUUGACUCCAACGGUGAUCCUGUAGCCGUCUACGAGCUCAUAAACUGGCAGGUUAAAAAAGAUGGCUCUAUAGAUUUUGUCACAGUCGGCCGUUAUGACUCCUCCAAACCAAGAGGUCAAGAAUUCAGUAUGAGCAGAGCUAUCAGCUGGCUGGGAGGACAGACUGAGGUGCCAAGAUCUGUGUGCAGUGAGAGCUGUCCUCCAGGGACCAGGAAGGCUGUGCAGAAAGGAAAGCCAGUCUGCUGCUAUGACUGUAUACCAUGCGCAGAGGGAGAGAUCAGUAACAAGACGGACUCUUUGAACUGUGCACAAUGUCCUCCUGAAUUCUGGCCCAAUGCCCAGCAAAACAGAUGCCUCCCCAAGCCUGUGGAGUUCCUGUCCUGGGACGACACUUUGAGCAUUACCCUGACAGUGUUCUCCAUCGCUGGGGCUUUCAUAUCUGUAUGUGUGGCUGCUGUCUUCUACAAACACAGAAGUUCUCCUAUUGUCAGAGCCAACAACUCAGAGCUGAGCUUCCUGCUGCUCUUCUCAUUGACUCUGUGUUUCCUCUGCUCACUUACUUUCAUUGGUCAGCCCUCUGAUUGGUCCUGUAUGCUGCGCCACACAGCGUUUGGGAUCACCUUCGUCCUCUGCAUCUCCUGUGUUCUGGGGAAAACAAUAGUGGUGUUAAUGGCCUUCAGAGCUACACUUCCAGGCAGUGAUGUCAUGAAAUGGUUUGGGCCUCCACAGCAGAGACUCAGUGUUCUCACCUUCACUCUCAUACAGGUCCUUAUCUGUGUGCUUUGGUUGACAAUAUCACCGCCUUUUCCCUUCAAAAAUCUAAAACACUACAAGGAAAAGAUUAUCUUAGAAUGUGAAUUAGGUUCAGCUAUAGGUUUCUGGACUGUGCUUGGUUAUAUAGGAUUUCUGGCUCUUUUGUGUUUUAUUUUGGCUUUUCUAGCACGGAAGCUGCCUGAUAACUUUAAUGAAGCCAAGUUCAUCACAUUCAGCAUGCUCAUAUUCUGUGCAGUUUGGGUUACCUUUAUCCCAGCUUAUGUCAGCUCUCCUGGAAAGUUCACUGUAGCUGUAGAGAUAUUUGCUAUUUUGGCUUCAAGCUUUGGUCUCAUUACUUGUAUUUUUGCUCCCAAGUGUUUCAUAAUCAUGUUUAGGCCAGAGCAGAAUACCAAGAAACACCUUAUGGGUAAAGUACCCUCCAAGUCUCUCUGA
This is a messenger RNA of Colossoma macropomum (tambaqui), 4797 nucleotides long. RefSeq names its product vomeronasal type-2 receptor 1-like. Gene Ontology annotation, biological process: G protein-coupled receptor signaling pathway. Gene Ontology annotation, molecular function: G protein-coupled receptor activity. Lineage: Eukaryota; Metazoa; Chordata; Actinopteri; Characiformes; Serrasalmidae. The record is from RefSeq and is a predicted model, not a curated record. Gene Ontology annotation, cellular component: membrane.